AUGGGUGCAAAACAUUUCAAUGGGGGAAGUAUCGGAUGGGCUCCUGUUGAUCCUUAUGAUAAUUCCACGUCAGUUAAUAUUACUAUUACACAGACUUAUUCAUGGACAUAUCCAUAUAUAAAAUGUGCCAAUAAUGUGCCGAGCUCGACUAGUGGAUGGAGCCGUGCCAACACUAAUCUAACUUGUGUAGUUGAUUGUUCAACUGAUGGUGGUUAUUCUACUAAACCAAUUGAUAUUCUUACCGAUUGUAUAUCAGCUAGUUCAUCGAUGAAAAUGAUGACAAGUGAACGAUCAAAAAGUGUUACUCUAUCUGCUGAUGCACACUUUUAUAUAGCUUAUAGAGGAAGUGCUUGGGUAGCAUUGAAUGAUCCUGCUGAACAAGGUCUUGACUGGUCUAUUGUAACGUACAUUGAUCUUCGUAAACGACCAGAUGGUUUCAUUAAUACUCCACCUGUGGCCAAAGUUGUUUCUCCACAAUAUGCCAUUGUAAAUAAAACAAUACAAAUAAAGAUUCCUGUGUCAGAUGCGAAUGCUGGUGAUGAUGUACGUUGUCGAUGGUCAACAUAUACAACUGGAUAUCGAAGACGAAAACGAUCCGACCAAGAAGAAUAUAUCAAGCAUCGAUCAAAUGUUCAUUUUCAGAGCGAAGCAGCUAGUGAUAGAGAAUUCAUUCAUAUUAGAAAAAAAAGAGCAGGUUGUGGUGGUGGCUGUGGCUCUUCAUGUGUAUUUGGCUGUGACUGCGGUUGCAAUGGUUGUACUGGCACAUCAUGCACUGGUGCGACAUGUGCUACUACUGGAGGUUGUCUUGCGACAACCUCAACGCAGGCCACAACCACAACCGUUACAACAAUAACAACCGUCGCAGCAACCACAACCGGUGCGACAACAACCGUUGCAACGACUACAACCGUUGCAACGACUACAACCGUUGCAACGACUACAACCGUUGCAACGACUACAAGCGUUGCAACAACCACAACCGGUGCGACAACAACCGUUGCAACGACUACAACCAUUGUAUUAACAACAACUCUUGUGAUGACCACAAUUGGUGCGACAACUACAACCGUUGCAGCGACUACAACUGUUGCGGCGACUAUAACCGAUACGACAACCACAGCCGUUGCAGCAACGACAACAGGUGCAACAACUACAACUGAUACAGCAACCACAGCUGUUGCAGCAACGACAACAGGUGCGACCACUACAACCGAUACGACAACUACAAUCAAUACAACUACUACAGAAACUCCCGGAACACCAAGAUCGACUUCGACGUAUCCAAUUCGUCAGGCGAUUGACGAAUGUGGUGGUAUUUGUUAUCCAGGCAGUGUACCUAAUGGUACAACAAUGUCUAACUGUACUAUCACAUUCACAGGCCAUAAAGCUGGUGUCUGGUAUGCAGUGGCUAUUCAGGUUGAAGAUUUUAUUGAUGGAACAAGUACAACACCAUUGAGUUCAGUACCAGUUCAGUUUUUGAUUUAUGUUCAAGCACAACCAGCUUGUUCAAUCGAACCUGUAAUUAUUCCUCUAGAUCGUUGUCUAGAAGUACAAGUUGGUGUCACAAUCAGCUUUAAUCUAUCUGCAAUGAAUUUAUGUAAUCAGACUGUAGCUACACUUACUGAUAUUGUGGUUUCCAGUGGAAUUACUGGUAUGACUCAUGGAGCAGAUAUUUGA
Molecule: messenger RNA, 1677 nt
Organism: Rotaria sp. Silwood1
Lineage: Eukaryota; Metazoa; Rotifera; Eurotatoria; Philodinida; Philodinidae
Source: the annotation of a GenBank genome assembly